GCUGCAGAGCGACGCAGCCUUCAGAGCAGUCGUCACUCCUGUCUGGGUACCAGCUCCCCGCUGCCUGCGCACGGCGGGCUGGCAUCGGGCCCGGGGGGAAGCGGAGCAGGUCUGCUGGUCGAAGUGACGCGGCGGCUCACUCGUGGCAACAAUCAGCAGGAGCAGGAGACAGCAAGGAUAGGCCCAGGAAAACGAAGAAAUGGAGCAGCCCGUGCAGAACGGAGAGGAAGACCGCCCUUUGGGAGGGGUCGAAGGCCACCAGCCAGCAGCAAAUAGACGGGGACAAGCUCGCCGACUUGCCCCUAAUUUCCGAUGGGCCAUACCCAAUAGGCAGAUCAAUGAUGGGAUGGGUGGAGAUGGAGAUGAUAUGGAAAUGUUCAUGGAGGAGAUGAGAGAAAUCAGGAGAAAACUUAGGGAGCUGCAGUUGAGGAAUUGUCUGCGUAUCCUUAUGGGGGAGCUCUCUAAUCACCAUGACCAUCAUGAUGAAUUUUGCCUUAUGCCUUGACUCCUGCCAUUUUCCAUGAGGUUAAUACUGUGAUCCCCACUGUUGUUCUCUUUUUCCUUACAUUUUCCUGAUAUGCCUUUACUGAUCCAUUUGCUGUGAACCUUAUGUAAUUUCCAUGUGUCAGGUGGGUUCUGUGUUACCAGCUUCUAAUUGGAGAUUGCCUUGGCACCCAAAGUUUCUGUCAACAGUAGAGUUUCACCCAUUUGCAUGGAAAAAUGUAAAGUCAAUAAAGCAAUUAAAAA
Sus scrofa (pig) is the source of this 747-nucleotide messenger RNA. RefSeq names its product brain expressed X-linked 3 (gene BEX3). Gene Ontology annotation, cellular component: cytoplasm; cytosol. NCBI's taxonomy places the organism in Eukaryota, Metazoa, Chordata, Mammalia, Artiodactyla, Suidae. Gene Ontology annotation, molecular function: signaling receptor binding. The record is from RefSeq and is marked validated. Gene Ontology annotation, biological process: signal transduction.